UGUUUGGUGUGGUAUUUUUAAACGCAUCAAUGCUGCUCCAAUCCCCGCGCCUCGCCUGACCUAUUUUUAGCCAGGGCUGGCCAUUGUUCUAUUUCUGUCACCUGUGGGCCACGCAGUUGUUGAUUCACAUGCAAAUGAAGCUCGCUCCCUCCCUGGCUGGCAUUACUCCUUCUGCGAGCUGCUGAGCGCACAGUACAUGGCUUUCCCAUCAGCGCGGCUCUGCUCACGGGAGAGAGACGCCGUUAGACUGCAGGAGGGGAGCGGGAGAAGCAGCAGAUAGGGGAAAAAGAAGGUGGACGUGCUGUUCUUCUAACAGCGUCAGUGUGUGAGGCAGACUGAGGCAGGGCAGCGAGCGAGCGAGCGAGCGGCAGCCCCGCGGAGAGACCCUCAGAGGAGGAGGCAGAGGAAGGGAGAGAGUUGCCUGUUGUCGCGGUCUCUCCCCUGAGUGGCUGAGGGGUGGCUCUUGGUGACAGGAAACGCACGGCUUGCGAUGAGACCUGAGCGCUGAGUGGAGUAUGCUGCAGACGAUUUACGAGGGCGAGUCAAGUUUCCCCACAACAGACGGGCACGUUGGACACCAGCCGCUCUCCAGCCACAGCAAGAUGCACAACGUGAACAACUCAGUGGAAAUAAAGCCAGAGGUGGCGUUGACUGUGGAGCCCCUCUCUCCAUUGGACUUGCGUACGGAUUUGAGGAUGCUGGGCCCAGGCUCGGAUCCAGGAUUGUGGGAGCGGCAGCUGCAGCAGGAGCUCCUUCUCAUCCAGAAGCAGCAGCAGAUCCAGAAGCAGCUACUAAUCAGCGAGUUCCAGAAGCAGCACGAGAAGCUGACCCGUCAGCACCAGGCCCAGCUCCAGGAGCACCUCAAGCUCCAGCAGGAGCUCCAGUCCAUGAAGCAGCAGCAGGAACUUGCAGAAAAAGAGCGCCGCUUGGAGCAGCAGCAGCAGCAGCAGAACCAGCAGGAGAAGGAGCAGGAGAGGCACCGGCGAGAGCAGCAUGUUUCCAGCCUUAGCCUCAGGGGCAAAGAACGCUCCAGAGAGAGUGCAGUGGCCAGUACCGAGGUUAAGCAGAAACUCCAAGAGUUUCUGUUGAGUAAAUCAGCCAAGGACCCAAUCAGCAAUGGAACCAAUCAUACUUUCAUCCAUCACCCAAAACUCUGGUACACGUCUUCUCACCACACUUCACUGGACCAAAGCUCUCCACCACUGGGCGGUACAUCGCCUACAUGCCACUAUACUCUGCCAUCCCCCAUAGAGAGCAAGGAUGACUUUCCCCUGAGGAAAACUGCCUCUGAGCCCAACCUGAAGGUACGGUCCAGACUGAAGCAGAAGGUUGCAGAAAGGAGGAGCAGCCCUAUGCUGAAGAGAAGAGAUGGGAAUAUUAUGACUCCAUACAAGAAGAGGGCCCUGGAACUAAUGGAGUGUACGCCCACUAAUAGUGCCCCUGGCUCCGGCCCUAGCUCUCCUAUCGGGGCUUCCAGUGCCUUGGGAACUGAGAAUGGACCCUCCUCUCUGCCUACCACCACAAAAACUGAGAGAUGGCCUUCACAACCCAGAUUAUUCCGACCCGAGGGCUCCAUGUCCAUGCUGAGCUUAUACACAUCUCCCUCUCUACCAAACAUCUCCUUGGGGCUUUCGACCACAUCCUCAACCAUUAAUGCUGCUAUUGGGUUGAAAGACAGAUCCACGGAAAUUAAACAUGGGCUCCCCGGGCAUCUCCUGGGUCCUGUACCCCUUCAGACAGGUCUGGAGUCCAAGGUGAGCCCCAGCCACCAAGCUCUCCUUCAACACCUCCUGCAGAAGGAGCAAAUGAGACAGCAGAAGAUCCUUUCCUCUGGGCAAGGCUCCAUGUCAUCACACCCUCAGUCCCCUCUAGCUAUGAAGGAUCGCCCCUCUAGCAGUCGGCCCAAGCUACCAAAACACAGACCAUUGAACCGGACCCAGUCUGCUCCACUGCCUCAAAACACACUGGCCCAAUUGGUCAUCCAGCAACAACACCAGCACUUCUUAGAGAAACAGAAACAGUAUCAACAGCAGGUUCACAUAAAUAAGCUCUUGUCCAAGUCCAUUGAGCAGUUACGUCAGCCUAGCGCACACCUGCAGGAGUCGGAGGAAGAGCAGGAGGAGCAGCACAGAGAGCAGACGGAGAGCAUGCAGGAGGACAGGCUGCCCCCUGCAGGAGUCAUCCGGAAGCACACGCUCAGCAGCAGCAGCAGCAGUGGCUCCAGCAGUGACUUGCCCGACAUUCACUGCGGGGUCAUCAAGGUCAAAGAAGAGCCCGUCGAUAGCAUGGAUGAGGCCCUGAGCAGUCAGAGCCUAGAGUCAGAGCAGAGCACCUACCUUCACCAGGUCAAAGGCAGGCUGGUGAUAAGAGCUAUGAUUUGAGAAGCAGGGGAAACAUAAAUAAGUCUCUUCAAACGUGUGCAUCUACAGCCCUGUAGUUCACACCUAAACACACACACACACACACACACACACACACACACACACACACACACACACACACACACACACACACACACACACACACACACACACAGCAUCCAUUGCACAGUAGGUCAGCUCUUGCUGUCACCACAUAUAAAUCCCCUUCACUCUGCUGCAGCCUCGCUCAUUCCACGCUCUAGGACUGUGUGUGAUCUUUGUGUAGUGAUCUCUGUAAAAUAUGUAUGUUUCACUUUUGUGUAAAUAUGAAAAGAAUUCAGAAUUCUUUUUUAAGAGUUACUUUGGUUGUCUUUAGUUUGGCUAACUGUACAUACAGUGUUGAUUUAGCAUCUAGGGGGAAGGUUGUACAGCUUUGGAGAGCCAACAUAUUGUGUACAUUAUUGCAAAUCUUUGAAUGCUCUUCUAUCCACUUCAGUGUUGAGAAUUAUCAUAAGGUCUUGACAGUGUGUAAAGAGUGAACAAUUCAUACUCUGUAGUUCUCAAAUUCUGUAACGAUGUUCCAUGUUGAGCAGUCUCAGAACUGAAAUAAUGAACAUUUGUCUUAGAGAGAAUGUAAACUCAACUCCUAACAAUGAACGCUCCCUUUGGGCAGAUUUUGCAUCGGGAACGAGGUUGCAGUUGGAAUAUGUUCUGCCGCUUAUAUUGCAAUAGAAGGAUAAAGCACUAAAUCCCCGCUUGGGUGUGCAGGCAUCUCCCAACACACUCCAAGUCUCCAUGUCUCCCUCCCAGAGCCAGGGCCUGCGCUGAGCCAAGCUCUCCUCCCUCUCUCCCUCUGGGUCCAAAUCAAAGCUCGAGCCGGGCUCCUGCCCGGCUUUCAGCAGAGGAGUCAGACGGAGAGAAAGAGAGAGGGCCGGGCAGGAAAUGCCUUCCAGAAGCCAGGAGUUGGAGUGAUUCAUGUGUGCAGGAAUGUUGAGCGAGGAGGACCUAGGGCUGGAGGAGUCCAAGGGGCCAGGCUUGAGAAUUGAUUUACUGUCAAGGAGAAUUACAAAGUAAGUGGGGAUAUGGUUAAGGGAGUCCUUUUUAAGGGGAAUCGCUUCCUUCGUGCUCCCCAGUGGCAUGCUUACCUCAACAUGCAGGUUUGAUGUUACUUCAGUAUAAAGCGUCCUGGUUGGGACGUCGCUUCUUCUUUCUCUUUACCCAUUGCCCCUGUAAGUGCCCACUGCGACAUGUAUAGUCUGUCUUAAAGUGGUCAGUCAAAUCUAUUGCAUAGCUGUAAACCUUCCUGUUUCAUUUGUACUAUUGACUAAGUGUAAAAAAACUGCUCCUAUAAGGUUCUGUGUUUCGAUUCAUGUGGAAAUCAAAGCUGUCUGUCUUAUACUGUACAUUCAGAUUGUCCAGUUUAAAUGUUUCUAGUGUAAGUAAACACAAUCAGAACAAUGUGAGUCUUGUUCUCUUGCUCCUUUGAUUUGGUUGUAAUGAGAACCCCUUUGCUGCCAGUGGCUGUGGGGGUAUGUGUGUGUGUGGAGGGUGGUGGUGGGGGGGUCCCUAUGGUCUGUUUAUAGCAAUUUGCAUUUUUUCUCUUUUUUGCCUUGUGUGAUAAUGCUUUCUUUUUUUUUUUUAAAUAAAGCUUAAUUUACCUCUACA
Messenger RNA from Betta splendens (Siamese fighting fish), 4025 nucleotides. RefSeq names its product histone deacetylase 9b (gene hdac9b). The record is from RefSeq and is a predicted model, not a curated record. Gene Ontology annotation, molecular function: histone deacetylase activity. The transcript has 11 exons. The coding region runs from base 516 to 2381 and encodes 621 amino acids. Gene Ontology annotation, biological process: chromatin organization. Lineage: Eukaryota; Metazoa; Chordata; Actinopteri; Anabantiformes; Osphronemidae. Gene Ontology annotation, cellular component: histone deacetylase complex.